Messenger RNA from Solanum verrucosum, 1004 nucleotides. RefSeq names its product ras-related protein RABF1. The record is from RefSeq and is a predicted model, not a curated record. The transcript has 8 exons. NCBI's taxonomy places the organism in Eukaryota, Viridiplantae, Streptophyta, Magnoliopsida, Solanales, Solanaceae. Gene Ontology annotation, molecular function: GTPase activity; GTP binding. The coding region runs from base 174 to 776 and encodes 200 amino acids.
GAGACAUAAACGUGUCAUUUUAGAAAUAGAAAUUCUAAAAAUUGUUUCUCUCUCUUCUUUCUCUCUCCUCUCCCUCGAAGCUUAGAAUAUACAGAAAGAUUUAACAGACCAUUUUGAUACAAUUUUACAAAUAUUUUUUUUCUAUAUAUAUAGCAGAUUGAUCUUGUUAGGUUAUGGGUUGCGCAUCUUCAGCUGCAGAUAGGAAUUCGGGACGGGCUGCUGGACUUAAUCCUGAUAAUGGUGGAGCAAUUGACCCUAAAAAUCUUAAAGUGAAGCUGGUACUCUUGGGUGAUUCUGGUGUUGGUAAAAGCUGUAUAGUUCUGCGUUUUGUACGUGGUCAAUUUGAUCCAACAUCUAAGGUGACUGUAGGAGCUUCUUUUCUGUCUCAAACAAUAGCCUUGCAGGACUCAACUACAGUUAAAUUUGAAAUAUGGGACACAGCUGGUCAAGAGAGGUAUGCAGCUCUUGCACCAUUAUACUACCGAGGUGCUGCAGUUGCAGUGGUUGUGUAUGAUAUUACUAGUCCUGAGUCUUUUGCCAAAGCACAAUACUGGGUCAAGGAAUUGCAAAAACAUGGGAGCCCUGAUAUAGUCAUGGCUCUGGUUGGCAACAAAGCUGAUCUCGAUGAAAAAAGAGAAGUAACGACACAAGAUGGAAUUGACUGUGCUGAAAAGAACGGUAUGUUCUUUAUAGAAACAUCUGCUAAGACAGCUGAUAAUAUCAACCAGCUGUUUGAGGAAAUCGCAAAGAGAUUGCCACGCCCGACUGCUGCUUGACCAUCAAGAAUAUGCUAAUUGCUAAUGUACUGCCUGUAAUACUAUGUAUAUGAAGUCAUUCUCAGUCUCUUUUUCUCUGUAGUACUCUUGUUACGAUUUCUGAUCUUGUGAUCGCGAUCCUCUUCAACGAGGCAUCCUGAUAUAUAUAACUGUGAGAAUUGAGGAGACCAAAAGCUCACUUCAACUUGUGAAAGUUUGAAAUAUUUGAAUGAUUCAGUGACAUAUAUA